AUGCAAGAACUGUACGACUGGGACAUGGAAGACAAAGAUGAAGACUCAAUCAAUAUAUUUGAAGAGCUUGAAACAGAAGCAGAAGAAGAGAAAAUCCAAGCCCAACUUCAACCAAACAAAGAACAAAGUCAUCUUGAAGGACACCAAAAACUCUUGCAAGAUUACUUUGUUCAAGGCUUGACUUACUCCAAUACUGAUUUCAAGCAACAAUUCCGAAUGAGGAGAGAGCUAUUUUUGAAUAUUGUCGCAGAUGUUGAAGCUGCUUGCCCUUAUUUUGUUCAGAAGCCAGACUGCACAGGCAACUUAGGCUUAUCCAGUCUACAGAAGGCCACCUCUGUGUUUCAUUAA
Molecule: messenger RNA, 348 nt
Organism: Puccinia graminis f. sp. tritici CRL 75-36-700-3
Lineage: Eukaryota; Fungi; Basidiomycota; Pucciniomycetes; Pucciniales; Pucciniaceae
Exons: 2
Coding region: 1-348 (115 amino acids)
Source: RefSeq, a predicted model, not a curated record